AUGAGCCAUCAAUGGUCCAAUGAAGAUUUUUGCUCAGAACUGGAGCAUGUGGCUAACCUUUUGGCAGAAAGACCUAACUCUGUUGUUGGCCAUUCUGCCUUGGGAGCUUUGAAGCAAAGGCUUCAAGGGGUUCCUGGAUGGACUGCCUCUGGCCUGACAGAGCUCUAUGCCAAAGUCAAAGCAGCUGCUCUUCCUCAGAAGUUGAAAGAAGAGAUCAUGCAGGUCAUGGAUGCCCUGUCUGUGUCACAAGAAAGCAACUUGCAGUUGCAGAUGAAGGCCCAAAGCCUUACCAAUUUGCCUCCCUACCUCACUUUGGCUGACUGGGAAAAGAUCAAUGCUUCACAGUCCUUCUUGGAUGGCAUGAGGGUGUUGUGUGAAAGGUUGAAAGCAUUGGGCAUUAAGAGUAUGAAGGAAGACACCAAGAAGUGUGUCAUAGCUUUGCUCCUGCAUGUGAAACCCACUGUGCAGAAGCAGCCACUUCCAAGCAACUGGGCUGUCUACUACAUGGUGACUGACUUGGUGAGUGUUUUUGCUUCCACUUCUUCUGCAGGAUGCCAAGUGUCUGGCUUGAAGACAUACCCAAUGUCUCCUAGCCAGCUGUCCCCUACUUUCCUGGAGAAGGCCUAUGGCACUGAGAAACCAGCCAUGCAAGAGCUGUCCUUAAGCUACUUGCACCAUGCAAUUUCUUUGAGGGAUACAAAUAAGUUGCUCAAAGAGGAGCCCAAGGCAAAGGCUAGCAAGAAGAAGCCUCCUGCUUCAGAACCAGUUCCUGUAGCUGACCAAGGAUAUGGCUUGCUGGAGAAGAUGGAGCAGUUCAUGGAGAAGUGGUGUGACAGAGAAACCGCAAACCAACUUGCUGAGAAAAGGAGCCACUUGGGUGGCUCUGUUGGCAGGCCUCCAGCUACAGGCUUGCAAGGCAGCCAACCAGUCUCCAAUGGCAGAGCUUCUGAGCAACUUCCUUCUGUGGAUGGAGGCUGCCAUGCUGCUGAGUGUGGAAGUGUGGCAGAAAAACUUCCCCAUGCUCUGGUGCCUGUGGAAACACAUUUGGGCACAGCUAGCUUGGAAGAUUUCGAGGAUGAAGCUUACAAGAAGUUGGCAAGCAGAAGGGCUGCUGGCAAAGGGAUGAAAAGGCCAGCUGCUGCCCCUUCCCAAGUGAAGCCAGUUGCCAAAGCCAGCAGCAGUGCUUCCAAGAAAGGCAAACCAGCCAAGAAGAAAGUUCAAGGUAGAAAGUUCUACUCAAGGGAAGAAUGGAAGGAACCAAUCUUGGAGUUCAAGUCUGUGGCAGGAAAAUGGAAAAAGGAUAAGGAAGCUGGGCCUGCCAAGCUUCAGAGACUCAACAACUUGAGAAGAUCAAUUCCGAAUUGUAGCAAAGCAAGCCUGCAUGGCAUUUUGAAAGAUAUUGAAAAGCAUGGUGUGCCUGAGCUGAACAAUCCAAAGCAAAUGACUGAAGCUGCUAAGCAGCAUUUGGCCCAGUUCUUCACCUAUGGCAGCCUCUUAGUGUCACAUGAAUUCUUCAAAACUGAUGGAACAAGUAUUCAGUUGCAAGUGGUGAAUUUUCAAAGCCUUUUGCAUGCCAGCUUCAAGCUGGGGGGCAGCUUCUUUCAAUGCAUGGCUGCAGGGCUCACUGCACAGCCUUCAUCACCAAACAUGAUGUGGAAUUUGAUCCUUUACAGCGAUGAAUGUUUGCCAGCCAAUGCUUUAGGCAAAGCUGCCAAAAAAGUUUGGGUAGUGUAUGGCACUUUCAAAGAAAUUGGAAGGCAUGCCAUAUCCCAAACUCAACAUUGGUUGCCUCUCUUCAUUUGCAGGAGUUCCAUAGUGGCAACAUUGGAAGGCCACAUGGGCCAAGUCAUGAGGGUCAUCAUGGAGAUGAUAUUUGUGUCGAUUGAAACACCACCAGAGAUUGGUUUGGUAUUGCAUGGGCCAGCAGGCCAAAAGUUCAGAGUUCACUACCAGCUUGGCUUCUUUGUUCAAGAUGGAGCCAGCCAAAAAAUCACUUUUGGCUUGAAAGGAGAUGCAGGUAGCAAUUACUGCUUGAAAUGCUGCAAUCAAAUUGUUUUUUUGACUGAGCAGGAUGAUGACCCUGACAAUGCUGUUAUCAGAGCAAUAAGCAAAAAGGAUUUGGUGCUGGCCACUGACAAUGAUGCACUGAAUUCUUUUGAUCGAUUAGCAGCAAGAAGAUCAAGUUGCUCACCAGCAGAAUUCCAAGAUUGGCAGCAAGCUACUGGGUGGAUUUUUUCUACCCAAGGAAUCUUGAGCUCUGCUGCCUUGAGGCCAUGGCUAAAGCCCAUCUCACAAUUCCAUCAUGACUACAUGCAUGGUAUGUGCUCCAAUGGAUGUCUCAAUAUUGGUAUUUACCUAGUUUUGGAGCACCUCAACACAAUGGGCUUGCAGUCUUGGAAAAACAUGGGCACUUAUUGCAGCCUAUGGACAUUGCCUGCUGCCUUCAAGAAAGUCUGCAAUUUGCCUUCAUUGUUUGCAACUGCCAAAGUGGAUUCUUACAGAAAAGCUUUCAAAGUCAAGAUUCCUGCCAGUGAGAUUUUGUGCGUUUACCCCAUUGUUCAACAUUAUGUCCAGAAAAUGGAAAAGCAAGGUGCUGGUGGCCCAGAGACAACUGCCUUUUUGAAGCUUUGUGAGAUGAUGGAUCUCCUCCUGGCUACACAGCAUGGUGUGGUGUCAGGACAGCAGUUAGACAAAUGUGCUGAAGAAACUUUGCAUUUUUUCAAAGUUGCCAAAUGGGGCCAAUUCUGUAUCAGGAAAUUUCAUUGGAAUUUGCAUUAUGGUGAUUCCUUGGAGUGCCACAAUAUGCUCUUGCCAGCUUGGACAAUGGAGAGAAAGCAUAAGGAGGUGACUGCCAUGGCAACCAGGAUCCAAAAUUUGAAGUUUUUUGAGGACAGCUUGUAUACAGAGAUUCUUUCCCAGCAGCUCCACAACUUAGAGUCGAACCAGAAGCUUCUGAAUGCAUUGGAAAAAGAAUCCAAAGCACCUUGCAAGUUGAAGGAAUUUUUGAAAGAGCACCUUGGAAUUACCAGCAAUGACAUCUUUAUCAGUAAGAACCUGGUGCUGUCUUCUGGAAAUCUGGCAGCUCAAGGAGAUGUGGUCCUCAUCAAUGCCUUGAACAAAUGGGAUGCAGCCCAGAUUUUGGUCAAUUUCAGCUUUUCACAAUGUGCUUUCGCUUUGGCUGAUCAACUCAGUCUUCUGACAUAUGACCCAUGCUUGGGGAAUGCCAAUUGGACAGAACAUGCAGGCAUCUGCAUUUUGCCAGCCAAAGACAUCUUGUGUUCUGUCACAUAUACAAGAACCAGGGCUGGAUUGAUGACCCUGGUCCCAUACCAUCUGCGGUGA
This is a messenger RNA of Cladocopium goreaui, 3342 nucleotides long. Lineage: Eukaryota; Dinophyceae; Suessiales; Symbiodiniaceae. The record is from the annotation of a GenBank genome assembly.